UGCUUCUUACUCACUCUCGUCCGGUGUCGCUGGAUCUUAAGAUUCCCAGUUGUAGACGAAGAGAAGAGAAGAGAAUGACAGUCUUUCACUUCUUCAAUUGCGCCAUUCUGACCUUCGGUCCUCAUGCCGUAUACUAUUCCGCAACGCCCCUAUCAGAAUAUGAUACACUUGGUACUUCUGUCAAGUCUGCUCUUGUUUAUCUUGGAACAGCUUUGGUAAAGCUUAUUUGUUUGGCAACCUUUCUGAAGGUAUCUGAGAAUGACAGCUAUGAUCCCUAUCAGGAAUUGUUAAAGGCGAUGAUAGGUUUUAUAGAUGUAGCUGGGCUUUAUUUUGCCUUAACACAGUUGACCCACAGGAACAUCUCCCAGAAUCAUAAAUUUCAAGCAGUUGGAUUAGGGUGGGCUUUUGCUGAUUCUGUUCUACACAGAUUGGCACCUCUUUGGGUGGGUGCAAGAGGUCUAGAAUUUACUUGGGACUACAUUUUGCAAGGCCUUGAAGCAAAUGCUAAUUUGGUGUUGAGUAUAUCCCUUGCAGCACUAGGAUCUUUGAUGUGGCUCCGGAAGAACAAACCUAAGACUUCGAUUCCUAUUAUAUACUUGUGUGCUGGGAUUGUUGCAACAAUGCCAUCCAUUACAAGCUAUCUAAGGCGAGGUUUGGGAUGGCAUUUCCCAGAGGUGGUGGGCUUUGAGCUGUUCACUUCUCUGAUGAUGGCUUUUACUAGUUGGCAACUAUUUGCUGCAUGUCAGAGACCCUCUUCCUGAGUUGCCAACAGAGCAUCAAUUGCAGGGCAGCUUCUGCAGAAGGGUUCUGAGAGCUUUCUUAAUUAUCUUGCGGAGAUCUUAUCCCAUCUUCAGUUUCCUGUUAGUUUACUUGACGUCUUAUUUUUGCAUAUCGUUGAUGCAGUUAGCAUAAAUUAUCAGCUUCUUAUAUCCUUGUUAUAACCGUAUAAACUCAAAGAUGCCAUUUUCGGCAAUGUAACUCCAGAGAAUCAGUUUAAACUAGAGAAGUUUUUUUUGAAGGUUGAUAUGGAAAGCUCGUUUGUUGAACCAA
Molecule: messenger RNA, 1050 nt
Organism: Carica papaya (papaya)
Lineage: Eukaryota; Viridiplantae; Streptophyta; Magnoliopsida; Brassicales; Caricaceae
Product: seven transmembrane domain protein
Source: RefSeq, a predicted model, not a curated record